Molecule: messenger RNA, 2219 nt
Organism: Nymphalis io (European peacock)
Lineage: Eukaryota; Metazoa; Arthropoda; Insecta; Lepidoptera; Nymphalidae
Exons: 11
Coding region: 213-1667 (484 amino acids)
Biological process (GO): G protein-coupled receptor signaling pathway
Cellular component (GO): membrane
Molecular function (GO): peptide binding; G protein-coupled receptor activity
Source: RefSeq, a predicted model, not a curated record
AAAGAGUUGGCGUCGUAACGUGUGACAUUGAAUGCCUAUCAAUUAACAAAACCAUUGUGACUGAAAAAAAUAAGAAAGUGAAGUUAUAUAAAUAGUUCAUUACGUGUGAUGUUAAUGAAAAACAAUGUGAUUCGUGUUAAAAUGCAAUGGGCUGGCGGUGGGAAGAACUCGUUGAUGAUUAACUGCUUCCAGGAGAUAAUGAAAUCGGUUACAUGUCUCUAAAGGACGCGAGAGGCACGAAGAUGUCGGCAGCGGGGUCAGCGGUUGCCAUGAUCGGCGCAAAUUUGCGCUUCGGUUCAGCUGGCGCUACAAAUUCUUCGAUCGUGAACAACACCAGGCACUGCCCGCCAGGUGGGGCCGCGAGUGCAGCUGCUCUGCUAGCGUUGUCCGGACUUGGCAUUUUAGCGAAUAUAGCGCUCAUGACCGUUAUACUCAGCAAAAAGCAAUUGCGAAGGUGGUCACACGGUCUCCUUUUUCAUCAAGCGAUCGUAGACUGCGCACGCGCAGCUAUACUCCUGCCCCUCGGUAUCGCCGUGUUUCGCUGCCAGCCAGUCUACAAGUGCUCAUUAGUGGAGACUGCAUUUCUGUUGCUAGUAACAGUAUCCACAGUAAAUAUGCUGACGACGGUCCUCAACGACAGCCCGAUUUUUCCUGAAAACGAGGAAGAGCAAGCUGAUUUAUCGGCUCCCUUACUAAUGGACAGCCCUCAGUGUGUCCUUUUCGGCACAUUUAUGAUAUGGUUUGCGUCAAUUACUAUAAAUCUUGGACCGACGUUCUUAUCUGGAGCAUUGGCAGCGAGCGCCGGCUCGUACGGGUCUUACGGUCCGUCGCCGUCCUGCCCGUUAGUCCGAGGACCUUUCAGACAUUACGUCCUAAAUGCCCUGUGGAUCGGCGUUAACACCGUCUGCGUCGGAUUGACACUAUUCCAUUUACGGAAACUCCACCGGGACCUUACUAAGGCUAACGUAGAAGCCGUACGAGUAGCUGGUCUAGUAACCACGCUCGUCAGCAUGGCUGGAGACAACAGGCGCAUGGAUUCGCUUCCAAACAGCGUUGGACCAAGGACAGUAGAUGGGGCUUUGGCUGAUGGUCAGUGCCGACCUACUGGGAGUGCCAAUUUACCUCUUGGAGGUGGUCGAAGGCUUAGAGGGUAUCUCGCUAGAGUAGAACGCGAAGGGGUCCGACGUGUGCGAAUGUUCCUAGUUAUCACGGCUGCAUACGUCCUCUUUUGGGGACCACUAUUUAUAAUAACCUUGCUGCACCAUCCGGCAUUGACAUCGCAUGUAGCAUACGAGCUAUAUUUCCAAAUCACGUUGCACAUAUCGUACGUGCACGCAGCAGUCAAUCCUCUGCUGUUCUUAGCGCUUCACCGCGCUUUGCGCCGCGCAACACUUCAGCUAUGCUGCGGAUGCUGCGUGCAUUGGAGCCAGUUUGUACUCGCUCUUACAGCGGCCGCUCAGUCUCCUCUCGCGCCGUCUUCUUUCUCUCCGGCGGCGGCGUCCCCCGAGCCGCCGCCAGCUCCACCCCCACCUAUGGCGCCGCCCGCGCCGCCCCCGCACCCGGUGCCAACGCCACACACGAUGAUGGGAGACGAGGAUAUGAUGGAGUCGUGGAGCGGCAGUGUGCGGCGGCCUCGCUCGCCGAGCCCGCUCCUGCCCGCCAUAUGAAGCGCCCGCGGCACGGUUGACUCCCGCGCCUCGCGGCAGUUGCCACACGUAUCCGCCUGCCUGCUACCUUCCGUGCCGUUUUAAUAUCAGAUGGAGCCAUCGUCUCGUACAAGUAGCACGGGUUAUCGUGUCCUCCUAAUGUAUCCGUUUCGUGUGUAACAGUUUCUUAUGAAUGUUUGUAAUUAAUAGUAAAUUAAAUGUCUAGUAACUGUAAUCAAUUAAGAUACUAACAAUUAUGAGUAAAAUUAAAUUAAUUACAUGAAUGGAUAACCCUAUUUAUAUUAGAUAGGUUUAAUGAUGAUUAGAAACAGAAAGCUCAAUUCUAAACAAAUAAAUCGUAGCAAUAAACAUUGUAUUGACCACACAAUAUCGAAUCGUAAAUAUAGAUUACCAUAAACAUAUUUUUGUGACAUUAAUAUAACUUAUAACCAUAACGCAUAACACCAAGUAAAGGGUAAACCCAUUUAAAUAUUGUAAGUACGUUUAAGUCUUAGAUUCAAUGAAAUAUUUUUAAAAUAUCAGCUUAUACUAAAAAUACUUCUUAGAUAUUAU